This is a messenger RNA of Ricinus communis (castor bean), 1228 nucleotides long. Its product is annotated as probable zinc transporter 10. Lineage: Eukaryota; Viridiplantae; Streptophyta; Magnoliopsida; Malpighiales; Euphorbiaceae. The record is from RefSeq and is a predicted model, not a curated record. Gene Ontology annotation, cellular component: plasma membrane. Gene Ontology annotation, biological process: zinc ion transmembrane transport. Gene Ontology annotation, molecular function: zinc ion transmembrane transporter activity.
GUUCACAUCCUGAUAAAAGGGAAAAGAUACUAAGCCACAUUAUGUAUUCUACUUGAAUUUAAUCAUAUAAUGCAUUGCCAAAACCCAAAGAGUUAAAACUAAUGUCUACUUUCGAUAAAAUUCUAAGGCUCAUUUCCAUCUUCUUCAUCAUCCUCUCCAUCUUCACAUCUCAAUCUCUAUCUGAAUCCGACGAAAAAUGCGAAACAGAGGAAAAGGAAUGCCAUGACAAAACGAAAGCUUUGCCUCUAAAAAUUAUAGCCAUUGCUUCAAUCUUGGUCACUAGCAUGAUAGGUGUAUGCUGUCCUCUUUUGACACGUUCAAUUCCAGCUCCAAAUCCAGAAAGAAACAUAUUUUUUAUAAUUAAGGGAUUUGCAGCUGGUAUCAUUCUUGCUACUGGUUUUGUCCAUGUCUUACCAGAUGCUUUCGACAUGUUAUCGAAGAGUUGCUUGAAAGAUCCAUGGGAUGAUUUCCCCUUUGCUGGAUUUGUGUCGAUGUUAUCAUCUACGCUAGCACUGAUGAUAAUAGUAUAUACAGCAAGAAAUGCAGUAUCGAGGCAAGCCCAAAAAGAAAUUGUUCAGGAAGAUCGAGAGAUGGGUACGGUAAUCGUGGGGCAUGGACAUGUUCACGGUCACCAUCACGAGUCAAUAGCUGCAAGUGAUGAACAACAACUUCUUCGUUACCGGGUUAUUGCCAUGGUACUAGAGCUGGGCAUCAUAGUUCAUUCAGUCGUAAUAGGUCUCUCUCUAGGAGCCUCCAACAACGUCUGUUCAAUAAAAAGUCUGGUGGCUGCUCUUUGCUUCCAUCAAAUGUUUGAAGGAAUGGGCCUUGGUGGUUGCAUUGUCCAGGCCAAUUAUAAGCUCUUGAAGAAGGUGAUGAUGACUCUUUUCUUCAUAGUAACGACACCAUUUGGAAUAGUACUUGGGAUGCUGUUGACAAAAGUAUACAAGGAAGACACCCCUGCUGCUUCAAUAAUUGUUGGUUUACUUAAUUCAUCGUCUUCAGGAAUUUUAAUAUACAUGGCCUUGGUCGAUCUUCUUUCUGCUGAUUUUAUGUCUCCAAAGCUUCAAGCUAGCAUUUGGCUUCAGGCUAAAUCUUAUACUGCUGUUCUUCUUGGUGUUGGUGCAAUGUCUCUUAUGGCUAAGUGGGCCUGAUAUCUCCUCUCUAAUAAUUACUUACUUUUUCACCCUUUUCAAUAUAGUAGUUAAAAUAAGUGCAAUCAAAUAAUUUG